UGAUCCAGGAGAGGCUACAAGUCCUGAAGAUUAUCUCAAAUAUCGUGAAGCUCUUCAUUUCACCAUCAUUUUUUUUUUUUUUUAAUUACCUGUAAGGAUGGCACUUUGGAUGUUGGUGACCUUCCACCUUUGGGCUGCGUUGCAUGCUGUUCCGAAUUCAGAACAACCGGAUCCCGAGUUCAUCCCCUUCUGUAAUGCGGUUUCCCAUCAUGUCUACGAUGGCCCGGACACCCACCAGGCUUACAACUGCACGGUUGCCAGCGAGCGUUCCGACAGAAGGAUGCCACUCACCAUCGUUGUGAUGGAAGCCCCUCCCGUGAUUGUGGCAGGUCAACCAGCGUCCAUUCGCUGCGAGAGCAACAUUCGUCGCAUUUGGGACACGCUCUGGAAUGAAACAAAGGGAGGACAAGUCACGAAAGAUCUGAUCACCGCGGUCAACGGUGAACCAUUGGAGGAGUUGCGCUCAAAGCAACAUUGUUACGAUGAGUUUUCAGACAUUGAGUUUCCAGACUUCAAGGAAUGUUACAUUCUGCCUCCUAUCGUUUUUUACAACAUUCCAGAUGUGACGGUCUCGAUGGAUUCGGAGGCCAACAGUGACAGUCUCCAUCUUACUUGUCAUGUCAUCAACGUGGCCCCGGUGCAAAACUUGACCGUCAGGUGGCUGCGAGGCGACCAAAUCAAAAGCAGCGCCAGCUUUCACGAGCACUCAAUCGACAAUUCCAAUGUGACCCAGUUUAACGUCUCCGAUUCCUUGACCGUUCAGCGAAACAAAGAAAACGGAGAAAUGUACACUUGCCAAGCUGAGUUGAACCUGGAGCCAUACGACGUCAUCCGCCGCAACUAUUCCAUCCGCAUCCCAGCUGAAUCUCUUCUGGAUUUCGAGCAACGGGAUUUCAAUUUCACUCUCUUCUGUGCAAUGGAACCGAUUCGUUUGAGGAGGAAGUGGAAAGACACCCCUUAUUACAAUAUAAACCAAAUCUAUGAAUGUUGGGCCACCAGUGACCAUUCUGGCAAAAGGAUGGGUUUCUUCAUUCAUCACAUCAAAGUCACUCCCGCGCAAGCAGAACUUUUUGCAGCUUGCCCUCUAGCGGAUUCGUAUCAUAACAGCAUGAAGAAGUUGAAUGACCCGGGGUCCCAACGCUGCGACACAAACAUUCGUCGUGUCUGGGACAAGUUAUGGAACGAAACGCGUGAAGGCUACUUCAUAGAAUUUCUGAUGACCAUCGUCAAUGGCACUCUGAAAGACUGGAGCACCAAACGUCGGUGCUACAUUGACGAGUUGGACCUUACUAAAUGUUACGUGCUGCCUCCCAUCGUUUUUUACGAGAUUCCAGAUGUGAGGGCCUACGUGGAGCCUGAAUCUGGUCCUAUGUUGGCGGGCAACCGUUACAGUCUUGUUUGUGACAUCGUCAAUGUGGCCCCUGUGCACAAGUUGACCGUCAAGUGGCUGCGAGGUGACGAAAUUGUAAAAAGUGUCAGCUAUAGUGACCGAUCAUCGGAUGACAUCGACGUGACCCUGCACAACAUCUCCGAUUCCUUGACCAUUUGGGCGAGCGGAGACCAAAACGGCCAAAUUUACACUUGCCAAGCUGAGUUGAACCUGGAGCCGUAUGACGUCUUCCUGCGCAACUCUUCCAUGAACAUCAUAGUUGAAUUCCCCGAAAUCAGCCCGGUCCCUGAUAGCUGGCUGGUCCCUGAAAGCAGCCCGAUGCCCAAAAGAGGUCCGGUCCCCAAAAGCAGUCCGGUCCCCAAAAGCAGUACAGUCCCCGAAAGCAGCUUGGUCCCUGAAAGCAGUCCGGUCCCCAAAAGCAGCCCAGUCCCUGAAAGCACCCCGAUGCCCAAAAGAGGUCUGGUCCCUGAAAGCAGUCCUGUCCCUGAAAGCAGCCCUUCCCCUGAAAGAAGUCUGGUCCCCGAAAGCAGCCCGGUCCCCGAAAGCAGCCCGAUGCCCAAAAGAGGUCUGGUCCCUGAAAGCAGUCCGGUCCCCAAAAGCAGCCCAGUCCCUGAAAGCACCCCGAUGCCCAAAAGAGGUCUGGUCCCUGAAAGCAGUCCUGUCCCUGAAAGCAGCCCUUCCCCUGAAAGAAGUCUGGUCACCGAAAGCAGCCCGGUCCCCGAAAGCAGCCCUUUCCCCGAAAGCAGCCCGAUGCCCAAAAGAGGUCCGGUCCCCGAAAGCAGUCCGGUCCCCGAAAGCAGCCCUUUCCCUGAAAGCAGUCCUGUCCCUGAAAGCAGUCCUGUCCCUGAAAGCAGCCCUUUCCCCGAAAGCAGCCCGAUGCCCAAAAGAGGUCUGGUCCCUGAAAGCAGUCCGGUCACCGAAAUCACUCCAACCCCCGAAAGCAAUCCAGUCCUUGUGGCAGUCCUUUCGGCGUGUGCAUUCGUGUUGCUUGUGGUCCUCGCUGUGAUCUUUAUCUGCUUGAACAGGAAGCGACAGGGCCAGUACAGUUUCAAGAACCGGCCUGACAGCAUCCCCCUCGGAAACAGCCAUGUUGGGAACAGUUUGGCGACAUAGAGAAUACAUCCACUUCACUCUCUCAUGAAAUGAACCUCUAUCGAAUGAGCUUCUCAAAGUGGGGAUACACUCCUCAGUGUUCUGAGGCUGGGACAGGAAGGACGUGGCGGGCAUUGGGUAAGGGGAUUAAGGGUCUGUUUUUCAUAAAACUAACAAAUUGUUCAGUCAUUGGAAAUAUAUGCAAAUACCAAAAUUUUAAAAGGUGAACUUAUAUGGUGAGUACUUCAAUAAAUAUGUCAGUAUUUAUUGUCCCGCUUUAUUUUGGGACAUAAUGUCUUUUGAACUAGAAUAUUUUGACCACUUUAGUGGUUGCAUUUUUGAAUAUGCAUUUACAUUUCAUCCAACAAAAUCAUUCAUGAAUUCCUCUGACUACACAAGCUCUGUGAUCAACUGAACGGGUUCAGAUUUGAGACUCAAAUUGAGACUUAAUCUUGUUUAUUUUCCUUAUUUUCUUGGGGUGGGGCGGCAUGAGAUUUUUCUCAUGUAAAAUAUGUACCUUGGCUCAAUAAAGGUUGCUACACUG
Molecule: messenger RNA, 3026 nt
Organism: Hippocampus comes (tiger tail seahorse)
Lineage: Eukaryota; Metazoa; Chordata; Actinopteri; Syngnathiformes; Syngnathidae
Exons: 9
Coding region: 98-2503 (801 amino acids)
Biological process (GO): cell adhesion
Molecular function (GO): integrin binding
Source: RefSeq, a predicted model, not a curated record